Molecule: messenger RNA, 512 nt
Organism: Colletes gigas
Lineage: Eukaryota; Metazoa; Arthropoda; Insecta; Hymenoptera; Colletidae
Product: transmembrane protein 138
Exons: 4
Coding region: 1-489 (162 amino acids)
Cellular component (GO): cilium
Source: RefSeq, a predicted model, not a curated record
AUGAACACAUUAAGUACAAAGAAAUAUUUAGUUACUGUAAUUGUGCAGUACUUGAUAUUGCUUUUCGACGUUUUCGUAAAUUCGUUUGCCGUUUUUUCUCGACAGAAUCCAAUUAAUUUACUGAUCGUCUAUGUGAUUCAAGACUUGUGUAUUGUUAUGACCCUUACUGUUCUUCUAGUUAAUUUUUUUUCCACCUACAUCUUCCAGGUUGGACUGAUACAAUUAUUAUAUACAAAAUUUCGUGUUACAUUAAUAUUGUGUAUUGUAUAUAUAAUACUAAGCAUUAGCCUUCACACUUGGGACAUUAAGAUGAAUUGGUCGUCAUCCUUCAAAUAUCACUGGACUAAAGAUUUUCAUGUUCUUUAUUCAUUGCACAGAGGAGUUGCAGUUUUAUAUUACUAUUUCUAUAAGAGAGCAUCUCUCAGAAUUGCAGAUCCAAGAUUUUAUGAGAAUUCUAUGUGGAUGCAAAAUCAGUUCAGUCUUCCAUGACUAAAGUUUUUUAAUAUCCAGGG